Drosophila ficusphila is the source of this 1494-nucleotide messenger RNA. RefSeq lists its product as uncharacterized. The coding region runs from base 502 to 1401 and encodes 299 amino acids. Lineage: Eukaryota; Metazoa; Arthropoda; Insecta; Diptera; Drosophilidae. The transcript has a single exon. The record is from RefSeq and is a predicted model, not a curated record.
CUCGGCCUUAUGGCUAAGAUCAAAGUGUAGUAUCUGUUCUUAUCAGCUUAACAUCUGAUAGUUCCUCCAUUGGAGGACAACAAAUGUUAAACUGAUUUUUGGAAUCAGACGGAGUGCUAGGAGCUUGCUCCACCUCUGUCGCGGGUGGGCCCGGUAUUGCAGUACCGCCGGGAUUUCGGCCCAACUUAAUAAUAAAUGUUAUUUUAAAAAGAAAUCAGGUUAAACUUGAUCGGCAAUUUUGCCCUGAUUUAGUAAGAUUCUUAAGGAAACUGCAAUUAAAAUGUUUGAUUUCUUGAAAGUCGAUUAGUGUCUCCUUUGCAUGGAUGUCAGAUUUUCCCGAAAAUUUUCGGUGAUUGGGAUGACCGAAAACUGCAGGGACCAAAUCAUAACUCAGCCCGAAACUGAAUUAAAAUUAGUAGUAAUUUAGACUUUGUCAGUUUUAGACUUUUAGGCUUCAAAAUUAUGUUAUUUGUGUAAGUUUGGCUAAAAUUCUUUUCCAACAUGUCUGCGGCAUCCACCUCCAAAGCAAACCAAGAUGGAGAUAGGAGAAGCAGAAGCCAAAAACGCCAGGAGCGGCGGAAGCAGCGCCUCCAAGAGAUGCAAAGUCUACUGUACACCAAGCACUUUUCCAACUGCCGGCUGCCCAUACCGGUGGCUUCAUCUUCCGAGGAGCAACUUCUCCACCUAAAGCGCUUAGAGAACCUCACCGAAACGCCGAGGAGCAGACGAAUCCCGCUGUUUGUGUUGCCGCACAGCAGUUCACCGUGGGCACGAAUGUCUCUGGUUCCAUGUCCCUGUCAGGAAUGCAAAUGCUUUAUGGAACCCUGUGGUCUGUUGGGUCACUAUCUAAGGGACCAUCUGCCGGGAAUGGGAGUUCCCUUCUUUGAACUGGAGGCGGGUAAAAAGGCGACGCUAACCUGCCAUUUCAGCAGCUUAGAAAGCGAUAUCAACUCGCUGCUGGGUGUCUAUGGCUAUCGGCGCACAGGACUCAAUCCCCUGAAAUGCCACCGGAACACCCAUUUGCCAGCGGAAUAUCGCCAGUACUCACAGCACGGUGCCCUAAUGGUCUUUGCCUGCCGCACCGCCCACUCGAUGCUGUGGCAAAAGAAACGGGUCAAGUGCGAUGUCCUGGCCCUUUGGGUGUCAACUCCUUUGCAGGAUGUGUCCAUCAAGCUGCGCCUACUGGUCCAACCGGCUAAAUCCCCACGUUAUUACUCCAAACUCAUCAAGGCCCGCUCUAUUUUUCCCUGGUCGGCUAACCAACCCUGCAGCGAGUUCAUCAAAACGGACAGCAAUGUGAUCCUCAUUAGCUUCGAGGAUCUCCGAGAACUAAUGGAUCUGGAUGUGUGUCAGCAACUGCUUACCGUGGAACUAAAGGUCAUCAGCGAAUCAAGAAUUUGAUAAAACAAAUACCAGAAAAUGAUAAAUUGGAGUUUGCAAUAUUUUUGGCCUUGUAUUUAGUCUAAGAUUAAACAUUGAAACAUAAAACUUGAA